Annulohypoxylon truncatum is the source of this 4414-nucleotide messenger RNA. Its product is annotated as ARM repeat-containing protein. Gene Ontology annotation, molecular function: small GTPase binding; nuclear import signal receptor activity. The record is from RefSeq and is a predicted model, not a curated record. The coding region runs from base 465 to 3758 and encodes 1097 amino acids. Gene Ontology annotation, biological process: protein import into nucleus. Gene Ontology annotation, cellular component: cytoplasm; nucleus. NCBI's taxonomy places the organism in Eukaryota, Fungi, Ascomycota, Sordariomycetes, Xylariales, Hypoxylaceae. The transcript has 7 exons.
UGAUGCCAAAGAAAAAAAAAAAAUAACAACAACAUAGUGCAACAACAACAAUUAUAACCGCUACUACCACCGCCAUCACCACACAGACCGAGUGCUCUUUUAAUGUGUGGCAAUUUGGAUUUAUUCUAGGAUCUUUUCGCAAGAGUUUAAUCGAACUAGAAUUUCGAGCAUAAAACGGAAGACGCAGGAAUUUAAUAUUUCGAAAUUACUGCGUUGAUAUCAACAUUUGAUCGUCUUUCCCUACUCGUUAAUUCGCACAAUCCACAGCCGGCCACCGCGCGCCUUAGCCCUGCGGGGCACAACAUCACGAAGUAGAGACACAACUUUUGAAUCCUUGUCAAAUUUGUUCUCUACCAGCCGAUACUAGAAUACCAUUUCUCCUGUUCUCCCCCCCUCGACAAUUUACGCCCGUCCGCGUCCGCAUCCGCCUCCGCCUCCGUAAUCGAGUUCAGCUACUAGCAACCAUGUCGGUACUUCCGGCCGAGACGCACGCAGAGCUGACACAGCUUCUGCAAGCCCUGCAAUCUCCAGACAAUUCCAUACGAUCUCAGGCCGAGGGUCAUUUGCAAAGUAACUGGACCGCUACUCGACCUGAUGUCCUGUUGAUGGGCUUAGCCGAGCAGAUAGCUGCUCCAAACGAGACAUCACUUCGUUCAUUCGCCGCCGUUAUAUUUCGUCGAAUAGCCUCCAAGUCGCGCAAAAACGAAAAGGGAGAGAGCACCGAGAUAUUUGUCUCCUUACCCCAUGCGCAGGCAUCCAUCAUCCGCCAGAAACUCCUUGAGACCCUAGCCAACGAGAGGGAUCGCCUCGUUAGGAAUAAGAUAAGCGAUGCUGUCGCCGACGUUGCAAGACAGUAUUCAGAAACAAAUCAGCAAUGGCCCGAGAUUCUAGCUGUUCUGUUCAACCUGAGCGUAGCACCGGAUGUAGGCCAGAGAGAGACGGCUUAUCGUGUGUUUGCGACGACACCCGGAAUCAUUGAAAAGCAGCACGAGUCUGCCGUUCUUGAGGCUUUCAACAGAGGCUUCAAGGAUGAUUCGGUGGCUGUUCGAUUAGCUGCCAUGGAGGCCUUCGCUUCCUUCUUCCGAAGUCUCCCUAAAAAGGCGCUGCCGAAGUAUUUCUCGCUACUUCCCGACGUCCUUAACAUCCUACCUCCUAUCAAGGAUUCGCAUGAUUCCGAGGAUCUCAGCAAGGCCCUCGUGGCGCUAAUAGAAUUGGCGGAGACAUCGCCCAAGAUGUUUAGGCCUUUAUUCCAUAAUCUGGUCAUGUUCAGCGUCGGCGUCAUCCAGGACAAAGAGUUGAACGACCUCUGUCGUCAGAAUGCGCUCGAGCUGAUGGCUACAUUCGCUGACUAUGCGCCAUCGAUGUGCCGCAAGGAUCCUUCGUACACGAACGACAUGAUUACCCAGUGCCUCAGCCUGAUGACGGAUAUAGGAGAAGACGAUGACGAUGCCGCCGAAUGGUUAUCAUCCGACGACUUUGAUCAGGAAGAGAGCGACCUUAACCAUGUCGCCGGAGAACAAUGUAUGGACCGAUUGGCUAACAAACUUGGCGGCGAGACUAUUCUCGCCCCCACAUUUCACUGGCUUCCUAGAAUGAUGACUUCUAUGGCGUGGAAAGAUCGGCAUGCGGCACUCAUGGCCAUCUCGGCCAUCUCUGAAGGCUGCCGUGAUCUCAUGGUCAAGGAGCUCAGUCAGGUCCUUGAACUUGUUGUUCCCGCUCUGAAGGAUCCCCAUCCGCGGGUGCGCUGGGCCGGAUGCCAAGCUCUCGGCCAAAUGAGUACGGAUUUUGCGCCUACGAUGCAGAAGGAGUACUAUGAUACCGUUCUGAAGACCAUUAUCCCUGUACUCGACUCGCCCGAGGGUCGUGUUAAGGCACACGCCGCCGCGGCCCUGGUUAAUUUCUGCGAGGAGGCGGAGAAGAGCAUUCUCGAACCCUACCUCGACGACCUCCUGUCUCACCUCUUCCAACUACUUCAAAAUGAGAAGCGCUACGUCCAGGAACAAGCCCUGUCCACCAUCGCUACUAUUGCUGAUGCGGCUGAGGCUGCCUUUUCCAAGUAUUACGACACGCUCAUGCCUUUGCUCGUUAAUGUCCUACGGCAAGAGACCGAAAAGGAGUACCGAUUACUCCGCGCAAAGGCUAUGGAAUGUGCUACUCUGAUAGCAUUGGCGGUUGGCAAGGAACGUCUUGGAAAUGAUGCGAUGACUUUGGUCGAUCUCCUCGCCCACAUCCAAAACAACAUUACCGACGCCGAUGACCCGCAGUCGCAGUAUCUCAUGCACUGCUGGGGCCGAAUGUGCAGAGUCAUGGGUUCCGAAUUUUUGCGUUUCUUGCCAAAUGUCAUGCCUCCGCUGGUGGAAUUGGCUAGCGCUAAGGCUGACAUACAAUUGCUCGACACGGACGAUGAGAUCGAACAGUUCCAGCAAGAGGACGGGUGGGAACUAGUUCCCUUGAAGGGCAAGAUGAUUGGCAUCAGAACUAGCACGAUGGACGACAAGCAUAUGGCGAUCGAGCUACUCGUCGUUUACGCGCAAACCCUGGAAGGCCAUUUCGCCCCGUAUGUUGCUGAUACCAUGGAGAAGAUUGCUCUCCCGGGUCUAGCAUUCUUCUUCCACGACCCGGUUAGAUUUAUUUCCGCGAAACUUGUCCCGCAGCUCCUCAGCUCGUAUAAGAAAGCUUACGGGCCGGAGUCCAACGAGCUCCGAGGCCUGUGGGCUGGAACUGUAGACAAGUUACUGGAAGUUUUAACCGCAGAGCCCGCCAUCGACGCUUUGGCCGAGAUGUACCAAUGCUUCUACGAGUCUGUCGAGGUAGUCGGAAAAAACUGCCUUACCCAGCAGCAUAUGGGAAAGUUCAUAGAUGGUGUCCAUUCAGCUAUUGAAGACUAUAAGGACCGCGUUGCGCGCCGCGAGGAGGACAAGGAAGGGGCAGCCGCUGAAGACGCCGAGGAUGAAGCUGAGGAGCUACUGCUUGCGAUCGAGGAUGACCAAACCCUGCUCUCCGACAUGAACAAAGCUUUCCAUUCCAUCUUUAAGAAUCACGGCGACGUCUUCCUUCAGCCGUGGGAACGUCUCAUGGGAACAUACCAAAGCUUCCUCGCUUCAACAGAUCCGACCCAGCGCCAGUGGGGAUUGUGCAUCAUGGAUGAUGUCCUUGAAUAUUGUGGGCCACAGAGUGUCCGCUAUGCCCAAGCUAUAAGUACUGCUCUUUUAGAAGGUUGCAAGGAUCCUUCAGCUGCUAUUCGGCAGGCUGCCGCGUACGGCAUUGGUGUUGCCGCACAUCGUGGCGGAGCCCCUUGGUCUCAGUUCCUGGCGACCUCUAUACCUUAUUUGUUCCAGGCGACACAAAUACCGGACGCUCGGGGUGAAGAGGCCGUUUACGCUACUGAAAACGCUUGCGCAGCUAUCGCCAAGAUCCUUCAUUUUAAUAAACAAAGCCUACAAGAUCCGCAAGCUAUCGCGACACAAUGGAUCAAUACCCUGCCAGUAACCAAUGACGAAGAGGCGGCGCCAUACGCUUACGGAUACCUCGUGGAAUUGAUUGAACAACAAAACCCUGCGGUAACUAGCCAGGUAGAUAAAGUAUUUGUCUACGUCGGACAAGCUCUCGAGGCUGAAAUGCUCCAUGGCCAACUUGGCGCACGUGUUGCCCGAGCGAUUCAGAUUCUGCUUCAGUCGGCGAAUGUUGACCCAACCCUACUGUUGCAGCAGCACUUUUCACAGGAAGGACAGGCAAUCAUCCGCCGCCACUUCUCUUAGGCGCCUUGACGCGCGAUGCUUUGGGUUGCGAGCCUGUCUGUUCUGAGACAAGAAAGAAUUGCGUUUGAUCUAUGAAGAGCUUCCCGCAGGACUAGCUGCAGGGAAUGAUAACUGGGAGAAAGGGAAAAUGGUAAAAUUCACCACGAUACCACUUAUUAUGCCGAGCUCGGAUCACUACCGAAACAAUGUUUGGCCAUUUUGAUCUCCAUCGUGGUGAAUUACUAGAGGGUGGAGAGCGGAUGAUUCGGUGGCUUAGUCGCAUGGCAGCACACUAUCUUGCCCUUGCGACCUACCCGAAUCGAGCUUGAUUCUUACGUGGGAUCUGGCACAACUGGGCCGACAAAGGAACUUGCAUCUCGACUUGGUACGUAGCAAUAUAGACCCGGUUAAAGAAUACUAUGUAGUGAAGAGGAUGUUUUCGCUAGUGACCGUGGUGCUCAGUAGGCCUAAUCGCAUAUAAUUUUAUGUGUUAAACACCAGGUGAAUUCAUCACUGACGCUGUUAAUGUGUAGCAUUAUAUGUGUAAAAGCUGGUAUGGUUGUGGGUAUGACUACCGAGGGUAACUUGGUCGUUCCAAGAGGUCAUAUAGUACUACUUCUAGAGUUGAAGAUGAGAAGAUCACGCAGUUUCAUGGGCUACGAUCUGUAGAAAUGGUC